Messenger RNA from Exophiala viscosa, 1663 nucleotides. Its product is annotated as carboxymethylenebutenolidase. The coding region runs from base 338 to 1531 and encodes 397 amino acids. The record is from RefSeq and is a predicted model, not a curated record. Lineage: Eukaryota; Fungi; Ascomycota; Eurotiomycetes; Chaetothyriales; Herpotrichiellaceae. The transcript has 2 exons. Gene Ontology annotation, biological process: polyketide metabolic process.
UCACAGCCAGCGGUACUCUGUCUAAGGUCUCUACGAGGUGAUGAUUUAUCUUAUCCCAGCGACAGAGUUGCUAUUUCCCCUCUGCAACAAUCAAGUCAGAUUCGCGAAGACAGUGCAACGAAAGGAUCGAGAUUGAUAUGGUCACAUGAUGUUCUCCCCUGCACGUUGACGACCACGCUAAACCCGAAACUGGCGCAUAUCGAACUACGUCAUCGUCGAUUUGAGAUUCCACGGACAAGUUCGAGGUUUAUCCAAUAUCCAACUUUAACCAGACAUCUGCCCAGUCUUACUAUCGCCCCAUUAUCACAUCUCCUUGCUUGCACAGUACUAUUACAACAUGGUCCGCAUUGAGCUCGGAGGCAAGCCCAUAAUCGACGUUGACGCAGUUCCCGGCGACUCGGCGCGACUUAAAGAACAUGUCAGGCGCAAGAUCCGUGGUAGCGGCCGUGCCGUGAACUUGGGCUGGAACAAGACGAUCCCUAGGCUCGUGCUGACCAGCGAUACCGAUGACUUCGAUCCGACGACCAUCCAGCACUUUAAAGAAGAAGGCUUCCAGAUGAGUUACCUUGCCUACACGGGCAAGAAAGCCAGCUACACGGAAAAGCUUCAGCACUUGCAAGAUCCGCUCGAACUGGGCGAGAAAUAUGCGAUUGUGGCCUACGGCGAUGCUGCAGCACUUGUUCUCGAAGCAUGUAUGAAGCCCAUGCCCAAGCUCGUCGCUGUCGUGGCAUACUAUCCACCAUACAUGCCACGCACGACGACCAAUUUCCCUCCCACCCUCAACGUGCAAAUCCACCUAGCCAGCUCGCAAAAGUUCGGCACCAAGCACCCAUCAUAUCGAUACUCCAACACGAAGCCGGGCUUCGCCGAAUACGACCUCGACGAAUUCGAUAAGGUCAGCGCAUCGCUUGCGUGGUCGCGAACGCUCACCGUUCUCCGCGAGGCCUUCGACAUGGAACCACCGGACCUCGAAGCAAUCUGGGACUCGCACAUGCGUUUGUCUUUCUCCGAAAAGAACGUCGACCAGACAAUGGCGACGAUGGUCGACCAGCCGUACGUCAAUCACAUCCCCACGAUGACCGGCGGGAUUGGCCACGACGAACUGCGCCGGUUCUACGACGAGUUUUUCAUCCCCAACAACCCGGCCGACUUGCGGAUCAAGUUGCUCAGCCGGACGAUUGGAGUAGACCGAAUCGUCGACGAAAUGUUCGUCAAUUUCACGCACACGACCGACAUGCCGUGGAUGUUACCCGGUGUGCCGCCAACGAAUAAGAAAGUCGAGGUCGUGCUGGUGAGCGUCGUGUGUGUUCGGGGUGGAAAAUUGUUCCACGAGCAUGUCCAUUGGGACCAGGCGAGCGUGCUGGUGCAGGUUGGACUGAUCGAUCCGAAGUACAUCCCUGAUACAUUCAAGACUGCGGAUCAGGGAAGGGAGGAUGAGGUCGAGAGGUUGCCUGUGGUAGGGAGGGAGGCGGCUCGGAAGGUACUGGACGAGGAUAGUUCGCGGAGUAACAAGCUUAUCCCGGAGUGGUAGCGCAGCGCAUAGCUAGCUCCGUCUGCCUUCUGGACAUGGCGUCUGAUUUGUGGUAGCAUAACCAUGAUCAUUUUGCCCCUCACCAUAUCAUUUCGCUUCGAUGCGAUUCGAGCCCAUGCGGUGAGCUGGUCC